AUUGACAGAGGGUCCUGGGGCAUAGGAUGGUGCUCCGCGACGCCAGGCGCCGGUAGACCGUGGAGAGGCCGAAUCCGGAGCCGGGAGGCGCGCGGGGGUGGGCGCUGCAGCCGCGGGUUGUUUAUCUGGAGUACGGAGGGGAGGGGGGAGCCUGGAAACCGCCCCGUGUCCCAUUUCCUCCUCUUGUUUUCGCUCCGGAUUCUCCAUGUUGGACCCAAACUGAGGAGCCCGGAGCUGCCGCCGGGGGAUCGGGGCCAGCGGCACCCGGGGAAGCUGCUGCCCGGGCCGCCCGCUCUCCGUACAGGCCGCCUCCCUUCGUGGGCCAGGGAGGGAACAAGAGCAGGGAUGUGAACAGCUGUGGGAGUCCGAGUCUCGCGAGCAGGAGCCGGAGCGGGCCCCCGCCCAGGCCCCCCAGCCCAGCCCAGCCUGCGCGCUCGCCGGUCCUCCCGCCCAGCCAGCCCGGGCCCGUGGGAUUGUUAGAUGGAACACGGCUCCAUCAUCACCCAGGCGCGGAGGGAAGACGCCCUGGUGCUUACCAAGCAAGGCCUGGUCUCCAAGACCUCUCUUAAAAAGCCUCGUGGACGUAACAUCUUCAAGGCCCUUUUCUGCUGUUUCCACACCCAGAAUGUUGGCCAGUCUAACCCCUCCACUGAGCUCUCCGCGUACAAGGAGGAAGCCAACACCAUUGCUAAGUCUGAUCUGCUCCAGUGUCUCCAGUACCAGUUUUAUCAGAUCCCGGGGACCUGCCUGCUCCCAGAGGUGACAGAAGAAGAUCAAGGAAGGAUCUGCGUGGUCAUUGACCUGGAUGAAACCCUUGUGCAUAGUUCUUUUAAGCCAAUCAACAAUGCCGACUUCAUAGUGCCUGUAGAGAUCGAGGGGACCACUCACCAGGUAUAUGUGCUCAAGAGGCCUUACGUGGAUGAGUUCCUGAGACGGAUGGGGGAACUCUUUGAAUGCGUUCUCUUCACUGCCAGCUUGGCCAAGUAUGCCGACCCCGUGACGGACCUGCUGGACAGGUGUGGGGUGUUCCGGGCUCGCCUGUUCCGUGAGUCCUGCGUGUUCCACCAGGGCUGCUACGUCAAGGACCUCAGCCGCCUGGGGAGGGACCUGAGAAAAACCCUCAUCCUGGACAACUCGCCUGCUUCUUACAUCUUCCACCCGGAGAAUGCAGUGCCUGUGCAGUCUUGGUUUGAUGACAUGGCAGACACCGAGUUGCUGAACCUGAUCCCAAUCUUCGAGGAGCUGAGCGGAGCGGAGGACGUCUACACCAGCCUCGGACAGCUGCGGGCCCCUUAGCGUUCCCAGCUUCCAAGCAACGGUCAUCCCAGUAGAGGACUUGCCUACACUGUGCCUUUAUGAUCAGCCUGACAGAUGGAGCGGAAGCCGGAGCAUCUCACCAAAGGGGGCCUGGAAGUAGAAAUGAUGGGAAAGAACUUUAGGACAGGUUAGAUGCCAAGUGGGCCAAUGUCAGACCAGUGAUACCCCAGCUGCCUACUCCCCGAGUUGGGUUUCCCAGGUCUGUUAGAGAGUAUUGCCUUGAACCGUAUUCAAGGAUGCAAGUGUUUCAGGUGGGAGGGGAAAGCUGAAAGACCAAGACUCGCUCCAAGUGAGUUCGUCUCCUCUCCAGUCACCUGAGAGCCACUGCGCUCUAUAGGGAUGAAGACUCUUCCAGGCUCCAUCGCCAAACCCAUGGCCUGCCCUCAGUGUUGUAAGGCUUGUGCCAAGGAGAAAGGGAGGGUCAGAGGCUCCUUCUGGGUGCCCCAGGCACACUCCCUUCUUAAAUCUUUCUCCAGCCAGCUGCUGCAGACAGACGGCAAUUUUGGAAGAGGAAAGCUUGUUUCCAGAACCAGUAACCCCAGUGGCCAUCGAGUCCUGCCGCCCACGGGCUGCACUUGCCCCCAGCCGAGUGUCUGGCCUGGGCCUUCCUUUGUCUCCCCAAGGCGUGGGUGCUGGGCCUGCCUUCUUCACUACCUAGCCAUAAUUCUCCGACCCGUGGGGGAGGAGGUCUCCCUGCCGUGGAAGAGGGCAGAUAACUGAGUUCCGUUCUUUUGACUCUGUUUUAAAAUUCCCUUCCUAAACAUGGAGUGUUGGGCCUGUUUUGUUUCUGACGAAGCUGCAGUCCUGGGCUUGAGGUGAAUGUGUGCGGUGCUGGGGGUGUGGGGAAGAGGGAGAUCCCCGAAGCCAUGAAUGUGUGUGUCCCCUUAGCUUGUAUGUGAAUCAGCUGAGCUUGGGACUGUCCGUGAGUCCACUCUUCAGGGAUUCUCUGCUGGUGCUGGUGCUGGUGCUGUUGUAAGGACUUUGUUCCAAAGUCCGGGAAGGGCGCUCCCUCUCUGCCCCUCCUAUUUCUUGGGCAGAGCUCUUCCCUAUCGUGUCUUCCCCCGGGGCCUGGCCUGUGCACAGCUCUCUGCUCCAUCUCCAUCCUUUCCGGCUGUCACUCUUUCUCUCCAGGGCCUCAGAGGCACUCCGGCUUUUCUGGGGAAGCGGGUGUCCUUAGCAGCACUUGGCAGGCUGCGCACAGGCCUCCUGCCUCUGGUAACAAGUGUGAUGAGCCCUUUACACUCCUGCUCUUUGCGUGUCUCUUGCUUUCAAAGUUUCUUAAUAAUGAAUGCUUUAAAAAGGGGUCACAGAAUGGAAGUUUCCCCAGGACAGAAAACAGAAGGGGAAGUGCUGCUGCGAUUCGGAGUACACGGGGCCCCCAAAAGGUGGCCCCACUUCAGCGUCACUGCCUUAAUUGUGGCCUCUCCCAGGGCCGGGUGGAGUUCUCCCCUCCCUCCCUCCCUCCCUCCCUCCCUCCCUCCAGGGCAGGAGGGAGUUCCAGUCCCCAUCUCCAUUUUCCCUGGAGGCAGGUGUUGCAAAGCAUUUGUAUGUUGUUUCAGGUGUUGAGGACACCUCCCUCUCGGCCCUCGUAUCCAUUGUCUUUUCUAGUUUGCACAUACUAGGUCCAGCCUGAGGAAGUAACCUGUUUGGAGAGCCAGGUGGGGGAGGCAGCUUGGUGUUCUGAUUUGGUAGCCGGAUGACUAGCGUUUUUCUCUGAUGUUACGGUACCAUCUAUCUGCUUUGUCCAAGGUUGUAAGGCUUUUCUGUUUCCCUUUGGUGUCACAGAAAUGGAACAGAGUCCCCAAAGCCCAUGUGGUCAUCCCCCCUCCUCAUUCCCUGGUUCCCACGGGUGGUCCUACAGGUGGGGGAGGGCCCUGGUGCUAGCUCAGAAGGACGGCUCCUGCAGGAAAUGGAGGCUUCUCCCUCAGGACCCACCCUUAAGGUUCAUUUAGCUCUCGGGUCAAAUCCGCCAUCUGGACCCAGCCAGGCUUUCCUGACUAAGCAAUAAGAGGCUCUAAGCUGGUCCAGCUCCAGGACCCUUUCUGCCCUCCUUUGGGUCUCCGUGUGCCUCCCGGUGAAGGAAGAACCUGUGCCAGCCCCUUUCCUGUCAGGCUUGUCCAUGUGUGGCCUGUGACCAGAGCCCAGGGUACCCUGGGUGGAGUGUCCCUGCAUCUUCUGCAUGAAGCCCCUGCUCUACAGGCCUUGCUCCCCUCAGAACUCUGCCUGCCCACCUGCAGUUCCCCAGAUACACCAGUUCCACUUCCCCAGAGAAGCAACAAGGCCAAAUGCCCUACACUGGGUCCACUCGGGGGGGCCAGAGCCGGCCUCCUUUGCUUUCUGAUUCCAGUCUCACUGCACGUCAGGGGCGAGUGAAGAUCCUCCUGGGAGGGCUCAGGCGAGACUCAGUUGUGGAAGAGGGGACGAUGGGGAGGGAGCCAGUCACCUCAGGAUUUGGGGGGCAGUGGGCCACCAUGCCUGGUCAGCACCAAUUCAAGCCAUGCCAGGAACCUGCCCACCCGCCAGGUUCAGUUCCUUAAUGUGCCUCUUCAGGGACACGGUGUGUCUCUCUGAUUGGGCUUCUAAAUCAAAAGCCUGAUGUUCCUGUCCCUCUCAUAGGGGGAGCUUUGGACACAGGACCAGUUUGGAAAGGGUCAGAUAAAGAGUUUUCACUCUGCACAUUGUAGAGGGGACACUCUGUAGGCCUAUGGUUCCCCAACCAUACAGAGGUUGAAUUAAUUUGCCUUCAGUUAACCUGGGACCUUCUCCUUAGUUCCCUCCUGCCUCCCAAAGAUUUUGACCAUUUUGUAAGUGUACAAACUGACCUCUGUUAACAGUGGCCCAAAAGCUCCUUUGUGCUUAAAAAGCAUGGGAAACCUAACGACAUCCAGUCCCUGGGACAUGGGUGCCAUUCUGUUCUGCUGCCCCUGCCGUGUGCCUGAGGUCUCAUUCAGUAGGGCGGCCCCCCUCGGAGGCUGCCCUGUGUCCCAGCCCGGUGAGCGUUGAGGAAGGUGAGCCUGUUUUCCCCUUCACGUCUGCAGUUGGUUCCUUCACCACUGUUGUACGUCAGUCACUUUGUAAAAUGGGGUUUUAGUUCCCCCCCUUUUUUAACAGCAAAUGUUUCUAUUCAAGCAGGGGAGGGAAGGCAGAGGUCUGGCUUGCUGCCCCAUUCCUUUCACGUGGGGCCUGCUCCUGAAGCAGACCCUCUCCCGACCCCGUGAGCUGCUCUGCUUGCAGUUACCCCAGUGUGACACCUUCCGUGUCAGUGACUGGCCCUUUCGAGAAGCCAUUUGGAGGGUGGGGGUCUGCUUCCCACUGUGACUGGGCUGUGGGAUUCUGACUACCUUGCUUACAGAUUCAUGGUUUGAUAAAUUUGUUAUAUUCAUAAACUUGAAAUGUGGGACGCCA
Artibeus jamaicensis (Jamaican fruit-eating bat) is the source of this 4722-nucleotide messenger RNA. It is a transcript of the gene CTDSP2, whose product is annotated as CTD small phosphatase 2. Gene Ontology annotation, molecular function: RNA polymerase II CTD heptapeptide repeat phosphatase activity. The transcript has 8 exons. The record is from RefSeq and is a predicted model, not a curated record. Lineage: Eukaryota; Metazoa; Chordata; Mammalia; Chiroptera; Phyllostomidae. The coding region runs from base 481 to 1296 and encodes 271 amino acids.